GGGAAGACGGGAAGGGCGAGGGCCAUGGGUGACACUGGCAGCCGGGCCCAGGGAGGGACAGAGCUCCACAAGUCACCUGCUGGGCCAGGAGGAGCUGUGAGUCAUCCCCGUGCCUCCCUCCGCCCUGGACUUUGCCUCCGGUGGAUGCUCGGGGCCAUAAAAGCGGCAGAGGCCAGGGAGGGACUGGGACACGCAGGGUCAGCGCAGGGCGGUGGGGCCCGGAGCGGCGUCCCUGCGGCCAGGCCCACCGUGCCCACAUGCAGCAGGUGCCUGGGGGGCAGAGCCCACCCCCGGGGCCCUCCGAGGCCACGGCCGCUGAGACCAAGGCCACUGAGAUCAAGGCUGUCAUCGUCGGGGACGGAGGCUGCGGGAAGACGUCGCUGCUGAUGGUCUUUGCCAGAGGGGACUUCCCCAAGGUCUACGUCCCCACGGUGUUCGAGAAGUACACGGCCUCCUUCCAAGUUGACGGAAAACCCGUGAAGAUCCACCUCUGGGACACGGCAGGGCAGGAGGACUACGACAGGCUUCGCCCACUGUCCUACUCAGACGCCAAUGUUGUCCUCAUGUGCUUCGAUGUCACCAACCGCAGCAGCUACGACAACAUCCUGACGAAGUGGUACCCGGAGGUGAACCACUUCUGCAGGGGCGUCCCCAUCCUGCUGGUGGGCUGCAAGACCGACCUGCGGCAGGACCCCGAGGUGCUGCGCGAGCUGCGGCAGGGCCGCCAGGAGCCCGUCACCUUGCAGCAGGGAGAGGCCAUGGCCCGGCUGGUCCACGCCGCGUCCUACUUCGAGUGCUCGGCCAGAUACCAGGAGAACGUCCGGGACAUCUUUGCUGCCACCUGCGCCACCGCACUGCGCUCCGCCCGACGGCCCCGACGCAGGAGAUGGCCCCGGGGGGGCUGCACGCUCUGCUGAGACCCCGCACCCCCGGCUCAGCC
This is a messenger RNA of Oxyura jamaicensis (ruddy duck), 940 nucleotides long. RefSeq names its product ras homolog family member D (gene RHOD). NCBI's taxonomy places the organism in Eukaryota, Metazoa, Chordata, Aves, Anseriformes, Anatidae. The coding region runs from base 258 to 917 and encodes 219 amino acids. Gene Ontology annotation, molecular function: GTP binding; GTPase activity. Gene Ontology annotation, biological process: cell migration; small GTPase-mediated signal transduction. The record is from RefSeq and is a predicted model, not a curated record. The transcript is spliced from 5 exons.